AUGUUAAAUGUUGAUAUUUUAUGGAGGUCAGUCGGUAAUAUGAAUGCGACGUCUAUUAACAACUUUCAUAAUCUGACGUAUGAUAUAGAAGGAACAGAAGCUGAAGAAACGAUUAGUGGUGGGAGUUCAACAGGACAAUUGCAAAAUACUUUGAGCAAUAAUCUGAAUCCUUGUUUGGCUAAAAAAAAUCACGAUGAUAAAGAAAAAAGGCAACCAAACUAUCGGCCAAGUUUAACAGAAGAGUUGAAACAAAACGUUACAACUGAGCUUGUGAAUAAAUCUAAUGAGGGACAGUGGAAUUUAAUAAAAGUUCGUGUAGGUUUUGAUGUUACACGUAAAGGUGAAAGAAGUCUAGUUAUCAAUGGAUAUAAAUUUACAAAAUCAAGAGAUGGUAUGGGUGAUCGUGUAUUUUGGCGAUGUUCUCGUCGUGAAUGCAAAGCUACAGCAGUUACUGUUUCAAAUAAAGUAGAGCAUAUACGAUCGAUUCAUUCUCAUUUGCCACCAGUAGCUGCAGAAUUUUUUUCUGAUGAUUCUUCUCGUUGUGAACAAGAAGUACGAUUUAACAAUUUAGUCUAUACUCAACGUUCUCGCAUUCGUAGACGUAGCCAACCGAAUCCUUCUAUAAAACUAUCAAAACAAUCAGUAACGAAACCCUGUUUUCUUGAACAAAUAAAAGAAUUAGCCAGUCCAACUUCAUGUUCUGUAACAUCAAAUGCAGUUUCGCAUAAAAACUAUUCUUCAAACCUAAGAAGUAUGGAUUGUCCAAAUGAUUUAUGCAUUGAUUCAAGUGAAUAUGCAUCUCCUAUAAAGAAAAGACAUUGUUCUGAUCAAGACCUAUCUGAUUACUCAACUUUACAAACAAUGUCUGCCCUUUUAACUAAAUGGGUCGAUUCGAAACAAGUGAAUAUAGGAAAAGACGAGGCAAAAGAACAUCUCUCUAAUAUUUCAAAAUGUAUUUUACCUCCAAAGAAAUUGUCAAAUAAUAUCUUGACUAGUGAAGAAUACCAGUUAUUCAAUAGUAAUUCAGUUUUAGAUGUAAAUAAUUCUUCGAAUGGUUAUGAGGAUUCCUUGUCAAAAGUAUCAAAAUCAGAAAGUUUCAAAAAAUUAACUACCCUGGUCACUUCAUCGAACAAUAUUUAUAAUCAUAGUUCAGAAAAUGAUUUAACAGGAAUAAAUAAAACUUCACAGAUCAUCACACGGAACGGUACUACUGCUGAUGAAGACGAUAGUAAUCGAGACUUUAUAAAUGAUAAUUCACAAAGAAAUUCCAUAAUUAAUAAUAUGUCAAAAACUCAGCAAUCUGAUAUAAGUUCACCUUCAAUAGACGUCGGUUCCCUUGAACACAACUGUCAACGUCAAAUUAUUCUCCUUAAUAACGAACAAUUGAAUGAAUUACUAAAAAUAAUAAAUUACAGUCGAAUCAACAAUACGCCAAUCCAAAGUGAAUCUAUGAAUUCACCUUCUUCACAAACAUCAAGUUUAGUCAAUGACAAUUUACUUAAUUCUAUUGGGUUGUUCACAGCAUCCGAUCCUAAUUUAACUGGAGGUUUAGCACAGUGCACUACUACUUAUUGCUGUUCAUAUUACCCAAGACUUAACAGUAGAGUUGUGAAUCGCAACAAUGAUUGUUGUCUACCAUCAUUUCAUCAUAUUUCCAGUUCUACAAACCUAAAUUCAAAUCCAAUUGUAUAUUCUUCUUUCAACAAUUGUUCGAAUAAUUUGUUCAAUAAAAUGUCCAAAUCAGUGGCAGUCAGUGAGAGUAAUAUUGAUGGCUGUGACACUCAUGUAAAUGGUCACAAAUCAUCAUCUCCGAAUUUUCUAAUUCAUUGGAAAAAGGAGAAAAUACGUGAAUCUGUUGAAGAAGAUGGAGUCAAUUCGUUGAAUGGAUUCUAUGAUAAUAAUAAUAAUAAUGAAACAUUUUCACAUCAACUUUAUCAAGAUAAAGAUCAUAAUAAUACGUUGGAAAUGGUAGAUAAUCAACAAACAUCAGUUAAUAAUACUCCUAUGACGAAUUGUUCAUCACAAUUACUUUCUCAUGGUAUGAAUAAUAAAUUUUCCAGUUACAAUACAUUCAGUUCAAAUUCAAGGACUACAAAUACUACUAAUAGUUAUGAUAGCAGUAGCAAUAGUAGCGCACGUGAAUUAAUUCAAAGUCAAUCUGAAAUUACCAUUCAGUCAUCAGACGAUGACCACUUUUUAUAUAAUCAAAUCCAAGAUAGUAUUCUCAUGAAAAUACUUAAUACAGUACAACAGUUAACCGCUAAACUUGAUGCAGAUGCUGAUCCCCCUGAAGUAAUUCAAAAUUGUCGAGCUAUUCAAGCUUGCCUAGAUACAAUUACUGCUAUAAAAAGAGCCAAAUCAAAUCAGUUCUUUAUUGAUAAACUAGAUGAAACACGUUCAACUAAUACACUUGAAGAGUCAAAUGACAAUAUACAACCCAGUGAAUUCACCUCUAAGAAUCAAGAAAAUUUCCAACUGUUUUCGCCUAAUUUCAUCCAAUCAUAAUCGUUCUUCUGCUUGUUGCCGUUGCUGUUAUUCAGAAGUAUUAAUAGUUGUAAUACUCAUAACAAA
This is a messenger RNA of Schistosoma margrebowiei, 2571 nucleotides long. The record is from the annotation of a GenBank genome assembly. Lineage: Eukaryota; Metazoa; Platyhelminthes; Trematoda; Strigeidida; Schistosomatidae.